ACUCUUACACUUCUGCGCUGUGCCUCACAGUAGACCGAGAGCCUGCAGAGGUGAAGCCCAACCGGGCCCAAGCCCAUGUCGGCCAUGUGGAUCCACUAGUAGCUCUAGAAGCACUACACUCAAUACAGCUUGUAGUCCAGUGCUUCGAUGGCAGACGGCGAGCAAAAGGCCUCUCUGGCCUUCUCGUUUCAGAAGAAGAAAACUGUCCAGAAGGUCGCUGUUAACCUCGAAGAGAACAAAAAUGCUGGGCAGCUCAUUACCGGCUUCGAUGGCGCGAAAGCUCAGGUCGUUGGCGGGGAGGCGGAGGCAAAGGCGCUGGUGAUUCCCAAGUUGGAGAACACUUUUAAAACGGGUGUGGGUCCAAAGAAGUUCACGCCCACGUUCAAGCCGCCCAGCGGCGAGGUGGUCAACCUGAAGGAGGGCGAGGACAAGUUCGUGCAAGCGGAGUCCACCGUCCCCACUAUCACCGAGUAUGGCCUGCAGCUGCGCGACGUCAAGCCAGAGGAGCGCGUGGCGGCGGCGGCAGCAGCAAACGGGGGCAAGAACAUGGCUGCCGCUGCGGCGGAGGAGAAGGCCUACAAGGACUCGGUGGAAGACCUGCCGGAGGUGGCCGACCUUGACGCCUACGAGGCGAUGCCCAUCGAGGAGUUUGGCCGCGCCAUGCUCCGCGGCAUGGGCUGGGAGGAGGGCAUGGGCGUGGGGCGCAACCGCAAGCAGGUGGACGCCAUCGAGUACGUGCGGCGCCCGGAGCGCCUGGGGCUGGGCGCGCAGCCGGUCAAGGUGUCGGAGGACAAGAGCAAGGUCGUCAAGAUGGGCGACAAGCCGCGCAAGCAGGAUUUGGUGCUGGCGCCGGACGCGGACGGCCGGCAGCGCAAUGUGCGCACACUGGACGAAAAGCUGGUGUCGCGGGCCACGGUCCUGCCGGGCCCGCAGCCCAACAAGCCCAUGCGCAUCAUGACCGGCGCGCACAGCGGCCUGCUGUGUACGGCGCUGGAGGCACUGCCCAAGCCGGAGGGGCGGCCGGAGCGCUGGCGGGUGCGGCUGGCGGCCAGCAAUGAGGACGUGGAGGUGCUUGCCAGCGAGCUCGGCGAGCGCUGGCAGAAGGACCCGGCGCCUGCAGCAGGGGGCCGGGAGGAGCGCGGCGGAAGUGCGGGGCCGCGGCGGGGCAUGGAGGAGGAGGAGGGCGGGCGCGCGGCGCCCAGCGGGCGUGGGCGGAGUGGCAGCGCGGACCCAGACGGUGACUACCGGAGAGGCGGCAGCGCUGGUGACGACCGCGACAGGCGGAGAGACAAGGACAGGGAACGUGACCGCGACUUGGAACGGGACAAGGACAGGGGCCGGGACGAGGACCGUGGGGGCGGCGGCAGCAAGCGCAAGCACCGGGACGACGAGGAGGAGGACGGCGGUGGCGGCAAGCACCGCAAACACCACAAGCAGGACAAGCGGCAGAAGCACGACAAGAAAGAGAAAAAGGACAAGAAGCACAAGAAGGAAUCUAAGGAGCACCGGCACCGCGACCGGGGGCGAAGCGAAAGCGACAGCGAGGACGACAGUGGCGGCGACGCAAGGCCCUCUGGGCCCUCCUGGCUGCUCCCACACAUCAAGGUUCGCAUCGUGGACAAGUCGGUGCGCGGCGGGAAGCUGUACCUGAAGAAGGGCACGCUGGUGGACGUGCACCCGGGCGCGACAGCUGACGUGGCGGUGGACGACACAGGCGAUGUGUUGCGGCUGCCGCAGUCGUCGCUGGAGACGGUGGUGCCCAAGCACGACGGCGCGCCGGUCAUGGUGGUGGGCGGGCCGCACCGAGGGCAGCGCGGGCGGCUGCUGCAGAUCAACGUCAAUGCUGGCGCUGCGGCCGUUCAGCUGAGCGCGGACUUCAGCAUAGUGCGGUUGCUGCUUGAUGACGUGGCUGGGUACGCUGGGGAGAUGGAGGAGGAGUGAUGCCAUGGCGAGCGGAGGAGAGGAGAAGGCGCGGCGGAUGGGCAGUUUCCCGGCAUUUGGCGACUCUAGUAAUUCUCGGAUGGUGUGUAUGUUGGCUGGGACUUCUUUCAUGGAGCCACGCGCCAAGGCACAGACUCUUUGAACGUAGCUAGCGUGUCGCGGCAUGUGCGCGCUCUUAAGAGCAGCGAGGAAACAAGGAGGUGGCUGCCUUAGGGAGGCAGGAAAAGGGCUGAGCCCUCCCCUCCCGGGUCGUUAUCAACCCAGCCACCUUGACGCGGGCGCCUACUAAGCACACGCCUCUAUGUUGGGGGCCUUUGGCAUCCCCGCAAAUCCGGACGUGGCCGGUUGGGUGGGGUGCACAGUCCGUGCUAACCCGCAGCUAACAAACUAGUCACGUCACUCGCCGCCAAUCGACACGUGCACCCUCAGCCCCACGCCCUGCUAGCGCCGUUCAGGCUCUCAGCGAGGAGGAAAUCCGACCUGAGGUCAGAACUCACGUGGAGGGCACGCGUGGAAGGCGCUCACGGGGUCUCAGGCGGGUUGCAAGUGCAACAUGUUGCCGUGGUGUCAGGCCGGUUGCAAUUGCAACAAGACGCUGUGUCAUGAUAUCUCCUCCGGGUGUAAUAUGCAAGCACA
Messenger RNA from Chlamydomonas reinhardtii, 2577 nucleotides. RefSeq lists its product as uncharacterized. Gene Ontology annotation, biological process: mRNA splicing, via spliceosome. Gene Ontology annotation, cellular component: spliceosomal complex. Gene Ontology annotation, molecular function: nucleic acid binding. The coding region runs from base 148 to 1941 and encodes 597 amino acids. NCBI's taxonomy places the organism in Eukaryota, Viridiplantae, Chlorophyta, Chlorophyceae, Chlamydomonadales, Chlamydomonadaceae. The transcript has 8 exons. The record is from RefSeq and is a predicted model, not a curated record.